Messenger RNA from Closterium sp. Yama58-4, 3261 nucleotides. Lineage: Eukaryota; Viridiplantae; Streptophyta; Zygnematophyceae; Desmidiales; Closteriaceae. The record is from the annotation of a GenBank genome assembly.
AUGGUGCUGGCGGCGCUCUUUGUCGCGGUCUGCAUGUUCGUGCUCCAAUCUAGAGAUUCGACUCCCAUGCAGUUCCGCGUGCGCGAGGCGGGGGUGACGCACGUGCUCGUGACGGGCGGCGCGGGCUUCAUCGGCUCACACGCGUCGCUGCACCUCCUCACGUCCGGCCACCGCGUCACCAUUGUCGACAACCUAUCGCGGGGCAACUGGGGCGCGGUGCAGGUGCUGCAGCGCAUAGCGCCGGAGGGGCGGUUGCAGUUCAUCAAUGCGGACCUGGGGGACCCGCGCAAGGUGGAGGCGGUGUUUGCCAGUAACGCCAUCGACGUGGUGAUGCAUUUCGCUGCCGUCGCUUAUGUGGGCGAGAGCAUGCAGGAGCCGCUGAGAUACUACCACAACGUGACGGCCAACACUCUGACGCUGGUGGAGGCGAUGGGGCGGCACGGCGUGACUCAGCUGAUCUACAGCAGCACGUGUGCCACGUAUGGCGAGCCCAAGACCAUGCCCAUCACAGAGGACACCGUGCAGGCGCCCAUAAACCCGUACGGCAAGUCAAAGAAGAUGGCGGAGGACGUCAUCCUCGACUACGCGCGCACCAACCCCCGCCUCGCCGCCACCAUCCUCAGGUACUUCAACGUGAUAGGGUCGGACCCCAGUGGGCGGCUGGGGGAGGCGCCUCGCCCGGAGCUGAGGCACCACGGGCGCAUCACAGGGGCGUGCUUCGAUGCCGCCAUGGGCAAGAUCGAUGGGCUUAAGGUCAUGGGCACGGACUACCCCACGGCGGACGGCACGUGCAUCCGCGACUACAUCCACGUCACGGACCUCGUCAACGCACACGUUGUGGCCAUGCACCACCUCAAGCCCGGCACCGUCUCCAUCUACAACGUCGGCACCGGCAAAGGGUACUCGGUGCGGGAGUUUGUGAAUGCGUGUCUGAACGUGACAGGAGCGCCCAUAAAGGUGAUGGAGCAGAAGGCGCGGUGCCCGGGGGACUACGCGGAGGUCUGUUUAGCUGCACGUGAUCAGCGAUCAAUCGCACCGCCCUCGCAUCUCCUGUCCCUUGAACGCUUCUCGGCUCGCGUUUUCCGUCUGACUGUCGCCGGCCUCCAGGCGACUCUCAUGGCGACGCCUGUAGCUGUCGCGGAGCGGGAGCUGCGCGAGUAUCUGGACGUCGCUGUCACGGCCGCUCGCAUGGCGGGCGAGGUGAUUCGCCGCAGCUUCAAUGCACCAAAGGAUGUGCAGCACAAGGGCAAGGUCGACCUGGUCACAGAAACGGACAAGCAAUGCGAGGCGCUCAUCAUGCAGCACAUAACAGCCGCCUAUCCCUCCCACAAGUUUAUAGGCGAGGAGGAGUCAUCAGUGCACGGCACUGCGGGGCUGUCAGACGACCCCACGUGGAUGGUGGACCCCCUCGAUGGCACCACCAACUUCGUACACCGGUACCCAUUCGUCUGUGUGUCCAUUGGGCUGGCCAUCAACAAGGCGGUGGUGGUGGGGGUGGUCUUCAACCCCAUCCUCAACGAGAUGUUCACAGCGAUGAGGGGUCAUGGUGCCAUGCUCAAUGGCGAGCCCAUCCAUGCAUCCUCGCAGACACACAUGGGGUCAGCGCUGCUCGCCACUGAGAUCGGCACGAAGAGGGAUGUGGGGACGGUGGCAGGGCUCACAGGGCGCAUCGCCAACCUGCUCUUCCAGGUGCGGUCGCUGCGCCUGUCAGGGUCGUGUGCGCUGAACCUGGUGGGAGUGGCAUGCGGCCGCCUCGACCUCUUCUACGAGAUCGGCUUCGGGGGGCCCUGGGAUGUGGCAGCGGGGUCGCUGAUAGUGGAGGAGGCGGGCGGCCUUUGCUUCGACCCGAGCGGAGGCCCAUUUGAUGUGAUGGCGUGUCGAGUUGCGGCUUCAAAUGCCCAUCUGAAAGCACCAUUUGUGGAGGCAUUAGCCUGUGAUGCGGGCGCGCGCAUCACGGACCCCGAGGGGCGCGAGUACCUCGACUUCCUCUCCGCCUACUCCGCCGUCAACCAGGGCCACGGCAAUGCGCGCAUCCUGGCGGCGCUGCAGCAGCAGGCGGAGCGGUGCACGCUGUCAUCGCGCGCGUUCCACAACGACCGCUUCCCGCUGUUCGCGUGUCGCAUCACGGCGCUGAUGGGGUACGACAAGGUGCUGCCCAUGAACACGGGCGCCGAGGCCGUGGAGACCGCGCUCAAGGUCGCCAGGAAGUGGGCCUACGAGAAGAAGGGCAUACCCGCCAAUGAGGCGCUGGUGAUAUCGUGCUGCGGGUGCUUCCACGGGCGCACGAUGGCGGCCAUCAGCAUGUCGUGUGACAACGACGCCACGCGCGGCUUCGGCCCUCUGCUGCCCGGCAACCUCAAGGUGGACUUCGGGGACGUCGAUGGGCUGCAGAGGCUGCUGGAGGAGCACGGCCCGCGCGUGGCGGCGUUCAUAGUGGAGCCCAUUCAGGGCGAGGCGGGCGUGGUGGUGCCGCCUGAGGGCUACCUGCGGGCGGUGCGGCAGCUGUGCUCUCAGCACGGCGUGCUGCUGCUGGCCGAUGAGAUCCAGACGGGCCUCGCCCGCACCGGCAGGAUGCUUGCGUGCGACCAUGAGGGCGUGCGCCCUGACGUGCUCAUCCUGGGCAAGGCGUUGGGAGGGGGAGUGGUGCCGGUGAGCGCAGUGCUGGCAGAUGAUGACGUCAUGGGGUGCAUCCGCCCCGGCGAGCACGGCAGCACCUUUGGCGGCAACCCCCUGGCGUCAGCAGUGGCGCUGGCGGCUCUGGCGGAGAUUGAAGAGGGCGGGCUGGCUGACAGGGCGCAGCGGCUGGGGGAGCAGCUGCAGGCGCAGCUGAAGGCAGUGCAGGCGCGGUACCCCCAUCUCAUCCAGGAGGUGCGGGGGCGCGGGCUGCUGGUGGCGGUGCAGGUGGCGGGGGAGGGGCUGCCGGGGGGCGUGACGGCGCUGGACGUGUGUGUGGCGAUGAAGGAGCGGGGCGUGCUGGCCAAGCCCACCCACAACACCAUCAUCCGCCUCGCCCCCCCCCUCACCAUCUCCACUCUCAACUCUUUCCUCACCACACCCCGAACGUCCAAUCCCCUACACACCUUACCCACCCCACUGGGCUGCUGCUGCUGGCGCCGACAAGAAGACUCACACCAAGCAGCCCUGCGACCGCUGCGGCCGCGUGCGCUGAACAGGCGGCGUGAUGGACUCAAGUGCAACAACGGCAAUGGCAACUGGAUAACAGCGCACUCAAUAUUCCAGUCUCUGGCACCAAACCCUUAG